AUGGUGUCAAAUGUGUUUUACAAAACUCGUUAUCAUAUUGGAAAAAGUGUGAAAGAAUUUCUUACGGGUUAUUUCACUGAAUAUGAAACACCAAAAUUAGUUGUUAUAAAUAAUCCAAAAUAUGCUACUUUACUUCGUAUUAUACAAAUCAUGAUUCUUCUUUAUUCUGUAAUAUAUUUACUUAUAUAUGAAAAAGGUUAUCAAAAACAAGAUACAGCACCUAUAUUUGCGGUAACACUUAAAGUAAAAGGUAUCGGUUAUGUUCAAACAACAGAAAAUAAAACUAUUAUUAUUGAUGUAGCAGAUUAUAUUAUUCCAGCAUCGGAAAAUAAUGCUAUUUUUAUAAUGACAAGUUUUAUUCAAACUGAUCAAACACGAUCUAUAUGUGCUGAGAGUAAAAAAGUUAGAGGAGCAAAAUGUAAAGAUGAUAGUGAUUGUUUCAAUAAAACAUUUACACCAUAUAUGAAUGGACGUUGGACAGGUCGAUGUUUAUUACCUCCAGACACAAAUGUUGCUAAUGAGACAACAAAUGUAACAAAAACUCCAACUGGUUUAUGUGAAUAUGCAGGUUGGUGUCCACCAGAAGAUGAUGAAAUACCGACAUUGCUUGUUCAAGGAGUUUUUGGUUUUACAAUAUUUAUGAAAAAUUUUAUUGAGUUUCCAGAGUUCGACGUUAAACAUAAAAAUAUGGUUGAUAAUUUAAAACCAUGUAUUUUUCAUCCAAAAACUAAUAAAGAUUGUCCGAUAUUUUCUAUUGAUUAUAUAAUGAAUGAAGCUGAAAAAAAUAUUACUGAACGUGAUUUAAUGUUACGUCAUGGUGGUGUUAUACGUAUGAAAGCUGAUUGGGAUUGUAAUUUAGAUCGAGAUUUAAAAUUAUGUAAACCUAAAUAUUCAUUUGCUCGUCUUGAUGUACCUUUUCAUGAAAAACCGUUUUCAGCUGGUUUUAAUUUUCGUUUUUCUAAUUUUUGGAAAUAUAAUCAGACAGAUUUUCGUGUAUUAACUAAAGCUUUUGGUCUUCGUUUUAUAGUUUCUAUUAGUGGUAAAGCUGGAAAAUUUGAUUUUAUUACAUUUACUUUAAAUAUUGGUUCAUUAGUUGGAAUAUUUGGUUUAGCAACAUUUAUUUGUGAUAUUGUUAUACUUCAUUUAUCGAAAAAAGCAAAUGCUUAUCGGAAUCAUGUCUUUGAAACUGUUCACUUAAAAACACGUCUUAAUACUGCUUUCAACGAUGUAAGAGCUCAUUUUCAAGAUAAAAAUGAAUUGGAUCCAAGUUCUUUAUCAAAUAAUAAAACAGAAUUAUCAAAUGAUAAAACAAAAUUAUCAAGCGAUAAAAAAGAAUUAUCAAAUGGAAUAAUUCAUACUAUUACACAACCAUCUCCAAGAAAAACAAUCGCGAUUCGUCCACUCAUUCUUAUGCAACCGGAUCUAUGA
Molecule: messenger RNA, 1428 nt
Organism: Rotaria sordida
Lineage: Eukaryota; Metazoa; Rotifera; Eurotatoria; Philodinida; Philodinidae
Source: the annotation of a GenBank genome assembly